This is a messenger RNA of Aspergillus saccharolyticus JOP 1030-1, 1638 nucleotides long. Its product is annotated as Zn(II)2Cys6 transcription factor. Lineage: Eukaryota; Fungi; Ascomycota; Eurotiomycetes; Eurotiales; Aspergillaceae. Gene Ontology annotation, molecular function: DNA-binding transcription factor activity, RNA polymerase II-specific; zinc ion binding. The transcript has 4 exons. Bases 1 to 1638 code for a protein of 545 amino acids. Gene Ontology annotation, biological process: regulation of DNA-templated transcription. The record is from RefSeq and is a predicted model, not a curated record.
AUGGUUUUUCCGGGAAGGCUGAGCACCGGCUGCUUUGUAUGCCGUAAGCGGAAGGUCAAGUGCGACGGCGAAAAACCCGCGUGUCGCCGUUGUGUAGCACAUAACAGAUAUUGUACAGGCUAUCCUGCUGCUUUUGCAUUUCGAGCCUACAAGCCCAAAUCGACACAAACCACUUCGGGGAACAAGACGCACAGUUCAGCUAACUCCAGCCGAGAGCAUAGGAGCGAAGCUCCAACUGAUGCCGUAGGCUCUAAGGGAUCCAAAUUAUCAUUAUGCUCCACUGCCCUGACCCCCGCAGCGCCGGGACCAUUAUUACCCACUCUUGCCCCUUGCUGGGAGUCCCAGUCCCUCGGCUACUUUUACGAUCAGCAUGUCCUUCACGCCCAAAGAUCUCCAUGCGAAGGUCAUCUCGCAUUCCUCCCAGACUUGCUGCGCGAGAAAGGGAAUGAUCCUUGCUUGAAGCAUGCCGUGCUCAGCGUCUCAUAUCUGUCCCUGCAUAAUGCAUCCCGACGUGGAGAGCUGCAUGCUAAUGCGCGUCGGCACUACGGAAUGGCCUUGACAUCCCUUAUCACUGCACUCAGUAUUGAAGGGGCUUAUAUGAAAGAUGAGGUCUUUGCAGCGGCACUCUUCUUGAGCAUGUUUCUUGAUAUGAGCGGUGAUCGCAACGACGCCAUAAACCCUCACAUCCCCGGUAUCUAUUCUCUGAUGCAACUCCGAGGGAGGCCGCCGCAGACUAGCAAGUAUGGACGUGAUCUCUUCGGCUGGGCCUUUACUCAAACCCAAAUCCAGGCUGUAGCCAACAACCAAUACCAGUACGCUUCCUUACCCUCGUCGAUCAACAUGAUCUAUGAGCCGGACUUUGUUUAUCGCUCGGGCAUCAUCACGGGGAAAAUAUCCGAAUUCUGUCAGUCCGCGCAACGAACACGGGCAUCUCUGAGACACGAUGCAAAGCUAAUAAAAUCACUCCACUCUAUCCUGUGGCGGGCACAUUGCAUCCUGGAUGAGAUUGACACCUGGAACGAACGAAUACCCAGUCACUGGAGACGUCAAUACCUCGAUAGCAGCCCGCAAGAUAGCCCUUUCAGAGCGCAGCAGAACCCGUGCGACCGGUGGUCCACGUGCUUUCUUGCCGUCGUACAAGCAACUCAAAUCGUGUUCUACGUUCAAGUCAUAGCAUGCUGUGAUAAACUUGAUGAUCUGAAGGAAAUGCUAAUUGACGUCCCCCCAUGCCGGUUUAAAAGAGAUCCUGACAGCGAAGAUGAAUCAUCAGACGAGGGUCCACAUGGUCACGCACCAUUUUAUGACAUUGACUUCGAAGGUCGCAUUGAGGAUCUAACAGAUUUAAUCUGCUCGACUAUAAAUUCCAAUCUGGGUCAGAUCAACCCGGUCACGGGCGCAUUUCAACUCCAUUCACAUAGCAAGUUAGCGAAUAGCUCGACAUUGCUCUGGCCAAUGUGGCUGGUGUCUACUUCUCCCUACUCCACAGAUGAGCAGGUCUCUCUUUGUCAAAAGGGGCUACAAUGUAUCGGAACGACCAUGGGAUACCGCCUUGCAUCCGUGCUGAGUGGCAAUGCAAGUCCGCUUUCGCCGUUUGGAGCUGCCAAGAGUGUGAACAUGUCAGCCUCUGCCAAUAAAUAA